This is a messenger RNA of Salvelinus sp. IW2-2015, 4387 nucleotides long. It is a transcript of the gene exoc5, whose product is annotated as exocyst complex component 5. The record is from RefSeq and is a predicted model, not a curated record. Gene Ontology annotation, biological process: Golgi to plasma membrane transport; exocytosis. NCBI's taxonomy places the organism in Eukaryota, Metazoa, Chordata, Actinopteri, Salmoniformes, Salmonidae. Gene Ontology annotation, cellular component: exocyst; cytoplasm.
GCAUAAGUUUAGCAGUGUGGCUAGGGUUAGGUUUAAAAUCAGAUUUUGAUAAGAGAAAUUGUAGGCGGGGUUUAGUCAUACUAAUGGACACGCUCGACAUUGCAGCCGACUUUAAAGGCGAGUCGAGACUGACUGAUUUACAAAUUCCCUUGCAUCCUAAAUAACUGCUCAAUAUUAUUGAUCGAUUAGUCAGUCAUUCACAAUUAACCCAUGAUACACCCCGGUUUUGACGCUCUCGAAUACGGCCUAUGGCUAUGGUUGUGGAAACUAGUGACGACCCGGAAGUAGAGCUGUUAAAUUUAUCAACAAAGGGCAAAACAUAAAUCCAGCUGAUCAAUCAGUCGGCUGUCAUACCCGAAUGUAACUUCAAUUUGUACAUUGUAGAACAUGGCAACGACUCCUCAACUAUUCGAGGAGCCCUUUGAUGCAGAUGAGUACAUAGAGAGGUUGGCCUGGAGAACCCCUGGAGGAGGGUCCAAAGGCGGAGCUGAGGCAUUCGACCCCAAAAGGCUGCUGGAGGAGUUUGAGAACCACAUAGAGGAGCUGAAGCAGCUAGAUGAGAAGAUCCAGCGGCGGGUGGAGAAGCUGGAGCACCAGUGUCACAGAGAGGCCAAGGAGUUUGCCCACAAAGUGCAGGACUUACAGAGGAGCAACCAGGUAGCCUUCCAGCACUUCCAGGAGUUGGACGAGCACAUCAGCUAUGUGGCCACCAAGGUGUGUCACCUUGGCGACCAGCUGGAGGGCGUGAACACGCCCAGGCAGAGGGCGGUGGAGGCACAGCGUCUCAUGACCUACUUCAAUGAGUUCCUGGAUGGGGACCUGCGCAGUGAUGUCUUCAACAACCCAGAGAAGAUUAAGGAAGCUGCUGAUAUCAUUCAGAAGUUGCAUCUCAUAGCGCAGGAGCUGCCGUUUGACAGGUUUGCAGAUGUCAAAGCCAAGAUUGCAAGUAAAUACCACGACCUGGAGCGCCAGCUGAUCCAGGAGUUCACAGCGGCCCAGCGUAGGGGCGAGAUUGGACGCAUGCGGGAGGUCGCCGCAGUCCUCUUACAUUUCAAGGGCUAUGCACACUGUGUAGAUGUUUAUAUCAAGCAGUGUCAGGAGGGAGCGUACAUGCGUAGUGAUGUGUUUGAAGACACGGCCAUCCUCUGCCAGCGAGUCAACAAGCAGGUGGGAGAGGUCUUCCAGAGCCCCGAGACCGUCAUGGCCAAACUCAUCCAGAACAUCUUUGAGAACAAACUACAGGCUCACGUGAAAGAGAAGCUGGACGAGACCCGCCGCUCUGACAUAGAACAAUACCUCAAAAACCUCUACGACCUCUACACCAGGACGACAGCCUUGGCAUCCAAGCUAACAGAGUUCAACCUGGGCUCAGACAAACACACGUUCCUGUCCAAGCUCAUCAAGAACAUCUUCUCCACCUAUCUGGAGAGCUACAUUGAAAUGGAGAAGGAUUACCUACGCACACGCAGCGCCAUGAUCCUGCAACGCUACUACGACUCUAAGAACCACCAGAAACGCCCACUGGGUGGGGGCAGUAUCCAGGAGCUGAAGGAGCGGAUCAGACAGCGCACCAACCUGCCAUUGGGGCCCAGCAUCGACACCCACGGGGAGACCUUCCUGUCCCAGGAGGUGGUGGUCAACCUGCUGCAGGAGACACGCCACGCCUUCGAGAGGUGCAACAGGCUCUCAGAUCCCUCGGACCUGCCCAAGAACGCCUUCUCCAUCUUCCUGCUGCUGGUGGAGCACCUGUGUGUGGACCACAUUGACUACGCACUGGAGAUCGGACUUUCUGCUAUUCCAUCAGCUGAUGCCAAGAAUGCCAACCUUUACUUCCUGGAUGUAGUUCAGCAGGCCAACACCAUCUUCCACCUGUUUGAUAAGCAGUUCAAUGACCACCUCAUGCCUCUUAUCAGCUCUUCUCCCAAACUGACAGAGUGCCUGCACAAGAAGAAGGAGGUGAUUGAACAGAUGGAGGUGAAACUGGACACCGGCAUAGACAGAACGCUGAACUGCAUGGUGGGACAGAUGAAGCACAUCCUGGCUACGGAACAGAAGAAGACAGACUUCAGGCCUGAAGACGAGAACAACGUCAUGAUCCAGUGCACCGCAGCCUGCUCCAAGGUGUGUGUGUACGUAAGUCGGCAGGUGGAGCGUGUGCGGAAGUCCAUGGACGGUAAGAACGUGGACACAGUGCUGACGGAGCUGGGUGUGCGUUUCCACCGCCUCAUCCACGAGCACCUGCAGCAGUACAGCUACAGCUCCAUGGGAGGCAUGCUGGCCAUCUGCGACGUGGCCGACUACCGCAAAAGUGCCAAGGACUUCCGGGUUCCUUUGGUGCUGCAGCUCUUUGACACGCUCCACGCCUUGUGUAACCUCCUGGUGGUCGCCCCCGACAACCUCAAACAGGUUUGCUCCGGCGAGCAGCUCACCAACCUGGACCGGAACCUUCUGCACGCCUUCGUCCAGCUGAGAGUGGACUACCGCCAGGCCAGACUGGUACGCCACUUCAGCUAAUGGCCCUGGUCUAUGGGUCACUGUCCAGCCCUCUGUCUGUCCGUCCAUCCAUCCAAUCACCAGGCCCUAUGAUUUUACAAGAUUCACCAUGGAAACAGAAUUCAGCCAACCUGGAUGGAGUCUUCUCUGUUCUGAGUUAGUCUUUCAUUCUCAUCUGCAGUAGCACUUUUGCUUGUUUGUCCGUCGUAGAGGCCAAGAAAGACCACCGCCAUUCAAAGUUGGGCUACCUGCAUUUUUCCCUUGAUUUCUGCAAUGCAAAGAUAUAUUGACUGAGCUCUCUUGUUUUUAAAUACUAAUCAACCAAACCACCAUAGAAGAUUUUGUCAUAUUGCCGGUAAUAUGGACCUUGAUUUCCAAUAUUUCUACUUUAAAAUAAAGAGACGUUUUGAUUGUGCCAAAUAUAUGUUCUGUGGCUGCACUUGUCCACAGGAACAAACUCUAAAGCUGCAGUAAAGGGAAGGUUGAACUCUGCAUAGCUCAGGCAUGUCAUGGCAAUGACUGACUGGAAACAGCCACCCCUCAGAGAACUCCCAGAGGAAUCUACUUUACUCUCACCACCAUUUCUCUCAUAUCGCUCUCCCUUAUCUCUCUCUUGCUCUAUCAUACACUAUAUGUACCAAAGUAUGUGGACACCCCUUCAAAUGAGUGAAUUCGGCCAUUUCAGCCACAGCCGUUGCUGACAGGUGUAUAAAGAUGAGCACACAGCCAUGCAAUCUCCAUAGACAAACAUUGGCAGUAGAAUGGCCUUAUUGACAAGCUCAUUGACAUUCAACGUCAUAGGAUGCCACCUUUCCAACAAGUCAGUUUGUAAAAUGUCUGCCCUGCUAGAGAUGCCCCAGUCAACUGUAAGUGCUUUUAGUGGGAAGUGGAAACGUCUAGGAGCAAUAACGGCUCAGCCGUGAAGUGGUAGGCCUCUAGACUAUUCUGUGCUUCCAACUUUGUGGAAACAGUUUGGGGAAGGCCCUUUCCUGUUUCAGUACGACAAUGCCCCCGUGCACAAAGCGAACUCCAUACAAAAAUGGUAUCUUGUUAUCGGUGUGGAAGAACUUGACUGACUUGCACAGAGCCCUGACCCCUUAACCCUAGCGAACACCUUUGGGAUGAAUUGGAAUGCCGACUGCCAGCCAGGCCUAAUCGCCCAACAUCAGUGCCUGACCUCACUAUUGCUAUUUUUGCUGAAUGGAAGCAAGUCACCGCAGCAAUGUUCCAACAUCUAGUGGAAAGCCUUCCCAGAAGAGUGGAGGCUGUUAUAGCAGCAAAGGGGGGACCAACUCCAUUUUAAUGCCCUUGAUUUUGUAAUGAGAUGUUUGAUAAGCAGGUGUCCACAUACUUUUGGUAAUUUAGUGUAUCUCUCCAUAUCUAUAUCUAACCAAGCCUGAUAUAGAGCUCCGCUGUGCCUGGCAGAUAGUCACAUGACCACCUCUCUCCGACCCCUGACCUCAGGGCAGAGGUGAGGGGUCAUCACACUGCGCUGUGAUCCCAGCCGUAAGCAUGUCUGAGAACCACUCAGAGGUCCUGGGUGGUCUGUCUGUGGCUGGGAUGAUGGGUAAUUGCCUAGAUCGACACCUGUUCAUCCACAGGGGCUUACGAUCCAUGCUUUGUGGCCUGGAUCCAUCCUGAAUCAGGGUCAGGACACAGUGAAAUGUUGCUCUUCAGUGCUUAAGGAGAUAAUGAGUGAAAGUUAAGUGGACUUCACAGGGUAUUACGGGAGGCCAGGGAGGGUCAAGAUCAUUGUGCCUCGGCUCUCACAUGGUGAUCAUUGACUGUCAGUGUCAGUUAAGAUCAAACCUGAAGUUCUAUUGUCUUAUGAUAGGCUGUUCCCAGUGUACUGCUCUUGACCUUAAUCAAUGAUUCAUAAAAAAGUUUUGUUUAA